Dufourea novaeangliae is the source of this 1161-nucleotide messenger RNA. Its product is annotated as glutathione S-transferase 1, isoform D-like. The record is from RefSeq and is a predicted model, not a curated record. Gene Ontology annotation, molecular function: glutathione transferase activity. The transcript has 6 exons. The coding region runs from base 69 to 719 and encodes 216 amino acids. Lineage: Eukaryota; Metazoa; Arthropoda; Insecta; Hymenoptera; Halictidae. Gene Ontology annotation, biological process: glutathione metabolic process.
GACUCGAGGUCUAACUUUGUCAGACAGUUCACGAUUAUUCCGUUGUUGUGCCGGAUCGAAACAAAACCAUGCCGAUCGAUUUUUAUCAUGUUCCCGGAAGCGCUCCGUGCCGCGCCGUUGCUCUGGCAGCCGCCGCGGUUGGAGUUUCAUUGAAUGCCAAACCUGUAAACUUGAUGAAAGGAGAACAGAUGAAACCUGAAUUCCUGAAGAUGAAUCCACAGCACACGGUUCCUACGAUCAACGACAAUGGUUUUAUUCUGUGGGAGAGCCGACCUAUUAUGGCGUACUUGGCAGAACAGUAUGGCAAGAACGAUUCACUGUACCCAAAGGAUCCCAAAAAACGCGCGAUGGUUAACCUGAGAUUGUUCUUUGAUGCUUGCACCUUGUACAAAGCCUUUGGUGACUGUUACUAUCCGACGAUUUUCGCCAAGGCACCCAUGGAUCAAACCAAAUACGAGGCUGUCAAUACGGCCCUUUCACUACUCGACAAAUUCCUCGAGACAGACGAGUAUGUUGCGGGAAAGAAUAUGACAAUUGCCGAUUUAUCCCUUACUGCCACUGUUUCCACACUUGAGGUUAUCGAUCACGAUUUUAGCAAAUUCAAAAACGUAAGUAGGUGGUUAGCCAAAAUGAAGGCAACCGCGCCAAAAUACGAGGAAUGCAACAACGUUGGUCUCAAAGCCUUCAAGGCCAUGGUGGAUGAAUUAAAGAAGAAGUAAACAACGCGUUAUGAGGUGUUUGGUCAAUCUGUAUUUAUAAACCGCAUUGAGACAUUUUUGUACACUGUAGCGACCUUGUCACUACCAUUCCCCGUGUAUUAGGUACUUAGUAUGUGUAAGCGGCGAUUUACCGGGUUUUUCCGGAAAGUCUUGCUCGGGAUUGGCUUUUGUUGAUGUACUCAUCUGGCACCCAGACUCGUGCAAGUCCACAGUUUUUGACGUUAGCGAUAAAAGUCAGCGAACGUUGUGACCAUUGUCAGAUCACUUUUCCUACGUUUGGUUCCCAAGAUUUUCGAUCUUCGAGGGCAUUCUGGAAGGACUCACGGAAGCGUUCACUUCGUUCCGCGUCAACGCACAAUUUCUAGUGCAUCUUUUAUCCGCGCGUCAUUAUAGAUAUAGUGUUUAUGUAUCGCACGAUUUCAAUUGUAUUAAUAAAAGAGUG